AUGGCAUCGACAGAUUCCAAAGAAUUCCCCACCUCGGUGUCAGAUUCCCAGGGUGAGGGUCAUUAUCUCAAAGAUGGCACAUUGGUGACAAAUCUCGCCGAGCCAGAGGAGCAACGAGAGUCGCAGUCGCUUUUUGCUGCACUAUUCUCACGGAAACGCCAAGUCGACCCAGACUCCAUCGCAACGGUUCGAAGUGUCUUUGACGAUCCGCUGCUGAGUCCCUUUUAUCAGCCUCGACCGGACUACGAGAAUCUGCACAGAUUCGACCCAAACGAGAGAUGGACUUAUCGCGAAGAAGCAUCUGUACGCCGCAAGACCGAUUGGACAAUCUUCUUGUGGAUUCUUGUCAUGUUCUUUGGACUCAAUAUUGACCGAGGAAACUUGGGAAAUGCUGCGGCCGACAACUUGCUUGAUGAUCUGAAGAUCAACACCAACGACUAUAACAACGCACAAAACAUGUAUCGCAUCGGGUUCCUCAUUGCUGAAAUUCCAUCCCAAAUGCUUGGGAAAAGAUUGGGACCCGACCGAUGGAUUCCUUUCCAAAUUAUCUUAUGGAGUCUGGCAUCUGGGGGUCAGUUCUUCAUGCAAGGACGGUCCGGGUUCUUUGCUUGUCGUUUCUUCAUCGGCCUUUUCAUGGGCGGUUUCAUUCCGGAUGCAGUUUUGUACCUCUCAUACUUCUACACGAAGUCUGAAAUGCCAUUCCGUCUCGCCAUGUUCUGGUUCGUUGACUCUAUGUCGGGUGUCAUUGCUUCCUUUAUCGCCUAUGGUGUCCUGCAUAUGCGUGGUGUGGAUGGGCGUGAGGGAUGGCGUUGGCUGUUUCUUAUUGAAGCUCUCAUCAGCAUCGUGAUCGGAUUCUUGAGUUUCUUGUUCCUGGUCCCAGGUCCCACGCAAACGAAGACGUGGUGGAACCCGAAGGGAUACUUCACGGAAAAAGAAGAAAAGAUUAUUGUGAAUCGUGUCUUGCGAGACGAUCCCUCCAAGGGUGACAUGCACAAUCGUCAAGCUCUUUCUCUCAGCAUGCUCUGGCAAAGUCUGAUGGACUACGAUCUUUGGCCGAUAUACAUCAUUGGAAUCCUUUUCGAAAUACCUACAUCUCCCCCAAAGACCUAUUUGACGCUUUCGCUCAAAGCGAUUGGGUUUGGUACCUUCCAGACAACUCUCCUGACCAUCCCCGUCACCGUCUUUGCAGCCAUCAACUUGUUGCUUGUGACCGAGCUAACAGAGCGUUUGCAUGAGAUCUCCAUCAUCGGUCUUCUCACACAAGUCUGGACACUGCCACUUCUCAUCGUGCUUUAUACUUCGGCUGGAUCGCUGUCCAGCUGGGGCUUAUAUGCAGUCACUUUCAUCCUAUUGGGCUGGCCAUCUCCUCAUGCGGCCCAUGUUGGAUGGUGCUCACGUCUCAGCAACACUGUACGGACUCGGAGUAUCAGUGCAGCACUCUACAACGUGACGAUUCAACUUUCCGGAAUCGCAUCGUCAAACAUUUAUCGCAAAGACGACAAGCCACUGUACCGCCGUGGCAAUUCUCAACUGAUUGCUAUCAACGUCGCCACGAUAGUUGCUUAUGUUCUCGCAAAGAUUUACUAUACCAGGAGGAACCAAUGGAAGAAGGCACAGUGGGAAAAGAUGACACCCGAGGAGAAGGCCAACUACCUCAGCACGACAUCCGACCAAGGGAAUAAGCGACUUGACUUCCAGUUCGACAGCUGA
Penicillium olsonii is the source of this 1710-nucleotide messenger RNA. The record is from the annotation of a GenBank genome assembly. NCBI's taxonomy places the organism in Eukaryota, Fungi, Ascomycota, Eurotiomycetes, Eurotiales, Aspergillaceae.